Bombus impatiens (common eastern bumble bee) is the source of this 4836-nucleotide messenger RNA. Its product is annotated as serine/threonine-protein kinase MARK2. Gene Ontology annotation, molecular function: ATP binding; tau-protein kinase activity; protein serine/threonine kinase activity. The transcript is spliced from 14 exons. Bases 253 to 3324 code for a protein of 1023 amino acids. Lineage: Eukaryota; Metazoa; Arthropoda; Insecta; Hymenoptera; Apidae. The record is from RefSeq and is a predicted model, not a curated record. Gene Ontology annotation, biological process: microtubule cytoskeleton organization; protein phosphorylation; intracellular signal transduction. Gene Ontology annotation, cellular component: cytoplasm.
AGAACGCGACCUGCCAAGCUGCCUGUGGAAGCCGAUCCAUUCGGUCGAUGAAGGAUCCAUGUUGAAGAAUUGCCGCUGGUGCUGCACGACGUUCGAACAUUUUCCCAAAGUUUGCUGACGACGCGUGGAAAACUAUCGAAUCCCGCCGAGUGUAUCUCUUCUUUCUCGCGAGAGAGAGAUAGAGAGAAAGAGAGAGAGAGAGAGAGAGAUAGAGAGAACGUUCGAACGCGAUAACCUCUUCGUCGAUCGACCAUGGAGGGUCGAGAAAGUCUGUUCUCUCGAGCUCAAUCGAGCAGAAGCUCGAUUCGAUCGCAAACCGAGCGGCAGAGCCUCGAAACGCCGAACGUCGCGACGACGGAGAACAAGCAACGUCAGAUCGGUGGAUACCGAUCCGCGAACAGAGAACCGACGAGUCUCACCUCGGCCCCCGGAAGGUACGUGGCGACAGCUCGUACACCGAUGGACAAUUUGAAGCAGUGGGAGUUGGUGGAGCACGAUCAUCGUCUCCAAGUGAUAGAAAAGGGAAGCAUGGCGAAUCCUUCGACGAAGGGUGGUGUCGUCAAACGUUCACCGAGCGUCGCUGGUAACGACGCGACAUCGAUCGCCGGUAAAAAGGCUGUCGCGAUCGAAGCGAGCCUCGAGGAGAAAUUGAAGGCGUUCAAAAACUCGAACAUCGUUCAACCUAUCGCGGUUCGUCCUCGACGCGAUGACGAUUGUUCCGACAGCGACGCCAAACUUCCGGUUAAACUCGAACUGAUCCUGAAACAGCGAAAAGGUUCGGGCGCAGAGAGUACGGAUAUGCUUCAACGAUUGGAGCAGCAGGUCAAGGCCAUCGAAAUGGACACUCUCGCAGCCAGAACGCGCCAGUUGGAGAUCAGCUCGGAUUUCGAGCCAGAAAUUCUAUACACGGACCUUCGAUACAGGGAACACGAGGAUCUACUUCGAAACGUGACGGAUGACGAAGCCGAGGGGGCUUCUCCGUUGCAUCGAGGAGACGCGACGAGGAACUCGACGGGAAACGCGGGUGUUACAACGAAGAAAGCGACGACGAAAUUGUCAAGGACAGCCUCGGACACGAGGCGAGCACAGGAAGCGGAAGUGCCCCUUCGAGCGCAGACUAGGAUGGUGCAGCAAGCGCGUGCGUUCGUCGCGGCACGGGCCAACAACAACGCGAAGAAAGAUCAACGGCAGCAACAACGGCGACAAACCAAUGCGGUUAACAACGCGAUCAAACCGUCGUCAGACAUCAUGCAGAAGAGUGGCAUAAAUGAGAAGGAGACAGGGGAUGGCGUGGGAGUGUCGAGUAGCGGUGGUCGACUCUCGUCUCGAAGUCGGACCUCGGAGGAGCCCCACAUCGGCAAGUACAAAUUACUCAAAACAAUCGGCAAAGGUAACUUUGCCAAGGUAAAGCUUGCCAAGCACGUGCCUACCGGGAAAGAAGUGGCUAUCAAAAUCAUCGACAAGACUCAAUUAAAUCCCGGUAGUCUUCAAAAGCUGUUCCGCGAAGUCAGAAUAAUGAAGAUGCUCGACCAUCCGAACAUAGUGAAGCUUUUCCAAGUAAUCGAGACCGAGAAAACAUUGUACCUGGUAAUGGAGUACGCUAGUGGUGGUGAAGUUUUCGACUACUUGGUUUUGCACGGUCGAAUGAAGGAGAAGGAGGCUAGAGCAAAGUUCCGGCAGAUCGUCUCUGCCGUGCAAUACUGCCAUCAAAAGAAGAUCAUUCACAGGGACUUGAAGGCGGAAAACUUGCUACUCGACAGCGAGAUGAACAUCAAAAUCGCAGAUUUCGGUUUCAGCAAUGAAUUCACUCCGGGCAAUAAGUUGGAUACCUUCUGCGGUUCACCUCCUUACGCAGCACCCGAACUUUUCCAGGGUAAAAAGUACGACGGGCCCGAAGUGGACGUUUGGUCGUUGGGAGUGAUAUUGUACACAUUAGUGUCUGGAUCACUGCCCUUCGACGGUUCGACGCUGAGAGAACUGAGGGAACGAGUACUACGAGGAAAAUAUCGAAUACCGUUUUACAUGUCCACGGAUUGCGAGAACCUGUUGAAAAAGUUUUUGGUGCUCAACCCGACGAAACGGGCCUCCCUAGAGACUAUUAUGAAAGACAAAUGGAUGAACAUGGGAUACGACGACGAUGAAUUAAAACCGUACUUAGAACCUGAACCUGAUUAUAAAGACCACAAGAGGAUAGGUGAGUCUGCCAAGGCCCUGGCUAGUAUGGGGUACACGAGAAGCGAAAUAGAAGAUUCCUUAGGACAGGCAAAGUACGAUGACGUAUUCGCCACGUACUUACUCUUAGGAAGAAAGACAACCGAUCCUGAAUCCGACGGCUCGCGGUCAGGCAGUUCAUUGUCGCUGCGCAACAUUCCACCGCAAGCUGGUUCGGGAGGCGGCGGCGGCGGCGGAGGAGGUGGCGGAAGCGGCGGAGGCACAGGUGGCGCUGUGCAGAGUCCGUCGCAUAGAGGUGUUCAUAGAAGUAUUUCCGCUAGCAACCCAAAACCAAGUAGACGAGUCUCGUCCGGUCUUGAAACGCUUCGAGCAGCACCAAGUCCAGGAAACGCAACGAACCAUAAUCACGCGACUGCUACGACUGGUGGAACAGUGACUGGUGGCAGCGGUAGUAAUUUUAAGAGACAAAAUACCGUGGACGCGGCCACCAUCAAGGAGAAUACCGCUCGUGUUUCUGCGAGUCGACCUUCGGCUCCUAAAAACAGUCCUGGCCAAUUAGAUACUAUGACAAUGUUCAUUCUAGGCGUGGGUACAAGUCCCGGUGGUAGGGCAUGGGCAGGCAAGAGCAAUACGAUGAACGCAGGGGUAGGUGGUGGUCGGCCUCUUACCUCACCUGCCCCUGGUUCUGUUGGUCGACGUAGUACCAUCUCCUAUGAUCAAGCUAAAACGUCCUCCUCGUCUACCGAAAGAACCAACGACGCACCCAGCCUUGGCGAGGGCACUAGACCAACGCGGGGUCACACCAAGUCUGCGAGCAUCAGCGCAGGUCACCGUUCCUCGAGUGGCGUACCCCCCAGCGACCAUUCACUACUGGACCCUCAACCACGCAACGCCCACAACUCCUUACUCGCCACUGCUGACCCUCUUAGACAGAGUUUGGGUGUAUCUCCAAGCAAUAGACUGGCAACGCCUACAACACCGGCAUUUCCGAGAAAUGUUCCAAGCCGUAGCACGUUCCAUUCUGGCCAGAAUAGAGCUCAGCGAAAUCAUACUCAGGGUCAUACGCAUACACAGGACACAAAUGCAAUUAGUCCAUUAGCGAGACCGUCCUUCUUCUCCAAGUUAUCCUCGAGGUUCUCCAAACGGACAUGAACCGAUUAAAUCUUGACAUCGCUCGAGCUUCGUCAAACGAUGGCCGUAGAGACGCGCAAAACUUAACGACCGAUGCGCGCGACAGAAAUUCGCGCGAACGCAGCAAGACCAGCGAGCCGAGCGCGUCGCGUUCUAUCGGCCUGAAACAAUGGUAACAGCAUCCGUGUUACCGGCUCAACGAUCCACGGAUGUCGGAAUGCGUUUGACCAACGAACGAGACAGUACGAAACGAAAAGAAAAGAAAAAAGGAAACGGAAGAGGAAAGAAGAGAAGAGGAGAAAAGGGAAGAGAAGAGAAGAGAAGAGAAGAGAAGAGCAAAGAAAAGAAAUAACGUGUUCCGUCUCUCGCUCCGUUAUUCUGUGGUGUAUCGUCAAGCUUUUCAGAGUCGACAGAUCGUUGUCGUUGAUUAUAAAAGAAAAGUUCUUACGAUAUUGUUACCGUUAGGCGCACGGAGUGCGACAUUCUCGCGUUCAUCCUAUAACGAUCCUUCGGAACGCGAAGUGUCUUCCUGACGCGCGACGAUCCAACAAUCCGUUGCUGUCGCUGUUUUGUCGUCACCAUCGUCACUACCGUCGUCGUCAUCGUUACCGUCACUGUCGCAGCCGUCGUCGCCGCAACUGCCAGCCCGCAGCCUUAUCCCCUUAGACUUAGCAUUGAAAAUCGUGCCUUUCCUGAUUCAGCCUGCCAGCUAUAGUGAACGUGCACUUUCAUGCCGCUCAUCUUUUAAAGACGUACCUAUCUAUACAUAAUCUCUUUCUAUUUUUAUACGUAUAUUCAUCGCGUCGUACGUCAGCUUCGUUUUACCUUCUUCGUCCUAAAAUAACCGUAACGAACGUCGGCCACUCAUCGUCGAUAAUUCAUCGAUCUUUCGUCGAUCUUUCGUCGAUCUUUCGUCGAUCUUUCGUCGAUCUGGUUCAUGCGAAUCGAUCAUUCCUGAUCUUGUUGAAUAACCCGAUCCUUUGAACGCUUUUCAACGGUUUACUUGAUCGAACAGACUAAUCCACUUUUGUACGUAACGCGUAGCGCUCGCGAGUAGUCGCGGUACGAUGUGCUCGUUCGUCCGCCUGUCCAGUUCUCCUGUCUUUAGUCUCGUGGCAAACUGACAAAGGAGCGACGAAAGGAAGAAGAAGAAAGCAAGAGAAAGAGAGAGACAGAGAGAGAAAGAGAGAGAGAGAGAGAGAGAGAGAGAAGAUGGAAUGGAAAAAGGAAGGAAAGAGAGUUACAUUGGAAAAAUAGGAGAAGGAAAAAGAAUUGUCAGACCUAAAGGGGAAAUAGGGUAAAGACGAGAUGAAGUAUUUCGCGCGUACCGUGAUCUUAAGUCGCGCGUGGCACGUGGCACACCGUUACUCGCUAUCGUUGCCAAUUUCCGUUUCCAUUUUCGUUUCACUUCUUGUUUUCGUUUCCGAUAUUAUUACUUUUAGCGUUAUCGUUACAGUUACCGUUACCGUUACCAUCAUUAUCGCUGUUACCGUGUUUACGAUAAAAAAAAAAAAGAAAAAAAAGAAAAGAAAA